CUAGCGGCGGUCUCCCUGCCUCGUCUCCCACUCGCCCCAGCGCGCGCUGACUCCCCGCCGUCUCGCGAGGGCCGCGACCCCAUCGCCGCCGGCUCCCGUCGGGAACCCUAGAUGCGCGGUGGGGGCGGCGCCGCGCGCCGUGAGCCGUGAGCGGUGCCCGCAGCGAUGGCGGGAGCCCGCCGCGCCGCCGCUGCAGUGGCCGUGUUUGCGGCGGCGGCGACGGCGCUGCUGGUGGUGGCGGCCGGCGCCGACGCUUCGGGGGACUCGCUCGCCGACCUCGGCGGCGCGGCGAGGGAGAUCGAGAGCGCGCCAGAGGUGAAGAACUUGGGGCCAUGGGCAAAGGGGCUGCUGAAAGGGACGCCGGCCGCAGCGGCGGGGCCAGCAGCUAUGGCCCCUAGCGCGAAGUAUCCGCUGGUUCUGGCAGAGGACAGGACGCGGCGGCCGGACGUUCUCCGCCAUCUCCGAGUGUAUGAAGGAGGGUGGAAUGUCACCAACAAGCACUACUGGGCGUCUGUUUCAUUCACAGGAGUUUCUGGAUUUCUUCUUGCUGCCUUGUGGUUCAUCUUUUCUGGGAUGGCCGCGGUUGGACGAUGCUAUUUUGGAUCAAGAAUGGCCAAAAGAAAGGUUUCUCGUGCAGAUAUAGUACAACCUGUGUUACUCGUGGUCUUUGCUCUUACUUUAAUAGCUGGGUGCAUUGUCCUUCUGUAUGGGCAGAGUAAAUUCCAUGAAGAAGCUACACGGACUGUGGAUUUUGUUGUAAAUCAAUCUGAUUUCACCAUUCAAUCCCUAAGGAAUGUUACAGAAUACUUGUCAUUUGCACAGACAAUCACUGUGGCAGCACUGUAUCUUCCAUCAGACAUUCAAGGUCAAAUUGACAAUUUAAAGGGGGACUUAAAUAAAGCAGCUGAUACCAUAUCUCAGAAGACAGCAGAAAAUUACAAAAGGAUAAGAAAAGUUCUCCAUAUCAUGUCUGUUGUAUUGAUUUGCAUAGCUGCGCUGUUACCAGUUCUUGCAUUCCUUGGAUAUGUUUUAGAGCUAUAUGGACCAAGAUAUGCAGUUUACAUAUUUGUUACCUUAUGCUGCAAAAUGGUGGCGGCUCUGUUCAUUCUUCUAGGAAUUUUCCUGAUACUAAACAGUGCUGCAAAGGAUACCUGUGAAGCAAUGGACCAAUGGGCACAACACCCUCAAGCAGAGACAGCUCUCAGCAACAUCCUUCCAUGUGUGGAUGAAAGUACAACAAAUCGUACCUUGUACCAGAGCAAAGAAGUCGUGGUGAUGCUUGUGAGGAUAGUUAAUAGGGCUAUAUCUGCUCUUUCAAACCGAAGACCACAUCAUAAGCAUCCUGGGCAAUUGAUGCCUUACUUAUGUUCUCCAUAUGAUUCAAACUUCAAUGAUCGUCCCUGCAAGUCCAGGGAGGUCACGUUUGAAAACGCAACAACAGCCUGGCAGAAUUACACAUGCUUGACCCAAGACACCGACCUGUGCUCAGGCAACAAAACCCUGACUCCUGAAAUCUACGGACAACUUGUCUUAGCUGCAAAUGUAAGCUAUGCGCUCUACUACUACGCUCCGGUCCUGCUCAGUUUCCAGGACUGCAAGUUUGUCCGCGCUACCUUCAGCGCCAUCGCCUCGCAGUACUGCCCUCCUGUGGAGCGCGACCUCGGGUUAGUCUCCGCAGGCCUGGUGCUCAUCGCCUCAGGCCUCAUUCUCUACCUCGUCUGGAUGCUCUUUGCGGACCGCCCCCAAAGGGAGGAGGUGUCUGACCUGGCUUCAGUGUCGAGGAUCACACCAGUAGACAGCUCUCCAUUACCAUAAGUGGGUGAGCGCGCUUACGAUGCCCAUGGUAAACCAAGAUUUAGUACAGUUCCAUGGCUAUGGCUAUGUAAAAUAGUAUCGGUAUAGUGGGUUCUGGAGAUAGUUAGGAGGAGGAGACGGAAGCACUGCGGGGCAAAGCCCCAUUUUGCAGUGGAGAGUUUAGGUCGAAUGCGGGCUUCCUUAUGUUGUAUGUUGAAUUGCUGAUGCCAUGGCUUAUGAUAUAUCAGUGUAAGAAGUAAGCACGAUGGGAGCGAGCCCCCUAUCACGCGGCUAAUGAGAAGAGUUCACUUUAAGUUGUUCUGGAUGUUCAGCUGGA
Molecule: messenger RNA, 2131 nt
Organism: Panicum hallii
Lineage: Eukaryota; Viridiplantae; Streptophyta; Magnoliopsida; Poales; Poaceae
Exons: 9
Coding region: 166-1815 (549 amino acids)
Cellular component (GO): membrane
Source: RefSeq, a predicted model, not a curated record